This is a messenger RNA of Copidosoma floridanum, 1778 nucleotides long. RefSeq names its product odorant receptor 82a-like. The record is from RefSeq and is a predicted model, not a curated record. Lineage: Eukaryota; Metazoa; Arthropoda; Insecta; Hymenoptera; Encyrtidae. Gene Ontology annotation, biological process: sensory perception of smell; detection of chemical stimulus involved in sensory perception of smell. Gene Ontology annotation, cellular component: plasma membrane. Gene Ontology annotation, molecular function: olfactory receptor activity; odorant binding.
AUGGAAGAAUACGACCAACUGAUAAGACCGAUGAUGAUGUCCUUUGAAAUUUUCGGCUGCUGGCCUCACAGCUCCGGAGGAAUAAUCUCAAGUAAAGUGCACCGGGCCAUCAUGUACCUAAUGACGUUAGUCGCAUGCACAACCACGACAGCCGAAGCCAUACUCUUCUGGGGUCUAGAUAUGAACGAGACCAUAGAGUGUAGCCUCGUAUCCUCGGCUUUUUACAUGGUGCACUUGAGGGUCAUUGUUUUCGCGAGCAAACGCCAGGACAUGCUAUUCGUCCUGGACACCAUGAGAAACGACUGGGUCAAGUCAACUCCAUCCGAGAGAUCCGUCCUGAGAAACAAGUGCCGGCUCGCGUUCAAACUCGCAAAGUUUUUCAUCAUCAGCGUCGCGAGUACGGCCCUCGCCUUCGUUUUUAUGCCGAUUCUCGAGAUGAAACUGGCCGAUGGAGAAACAGGUCAGAGCAAGCUACCCUUCGGCGGUUAUUACUUUUUCAACCACACGACAUCGCCACGCUACGAGUGCACGUAUUUUGUAAAUUCGGUGAUUGGCUGCUUCAGUAGUAGCACCAUUGCCGGUGGCACGAGUUUUUGUCUCAUAGCGACGAUCCACGCCGCGGCCAAGUUUGCCCUCGUCCAGAGGGACUUUCGGACCCUCGACUCCUCGGACUGGACUGCUGGUGGCCCGAAAAUCGAAGGGGUCGUGCGGAAACACCUCGAGUGCAUCAGAUUUGCCGAAAAAGUCGAGAGCGUAAUAAAUUUCCUGGCGCUGGCGCAGUUUAUCAUAAGCACCGGACUCAUGUGCUUUGGCGGGUUUCAACUCACAACGAUGCUGGAGGAUAAGACGCGACUACUGAAAUACGCUUCGUUUCUGCAGUCCGCUGUUUUGGAGCUGUUUAUAUUUAGCUACAGCGGCCAUAGGCUCAAAACCGAGAGCGAAAAUGUCGCAGAUGUUACCUAUUUGAGCAAUUGGAUUGGUACUUUGUCGCCGACAAAUUUUAAAAUGGUCUCGAUGAGGUCGAGCAAACCGUGCACCAUCACAGCUGGAAAAUUCUACGACAUGUCCCUCGAGUCGUUUUUACAGGUUAUGAGCUCGUCCUUUUCGUACUUUACGGUUCUUUUAGCUAUGAAAGACGAGUAAAACUAGCAAUUGAAUUUUAGACUUCUCGUGUAAACUCACAAAUUAAAAUAAUAUUACAUAGUAACUAAAAUAACAGCACUAAAAAAAAAAAAUUACCAGUGUUAUUUUAAUCGAUCACGUUAAAGAUACUUUCGUAAAUAGAGUAUGACAAAUAAAAAAACUUAACAUUUGGAUCUCUUGGUCUGUCGAACACUCAUUCAAAUGAAUGUACGAGCAAUUUUUUUUCAUGGUUAUUCACCGACAGUUCACAAAAAAAAAAAAAAAAAAAAAAAAAAAAAAAAAAACACAUUUAUUACUCGGUAAAGUUUGAUUUUUUAAUGAAUAAUCUCCAUACAUCGAUUCUAUAUUAGGGUGACGCAUUUAUUGAUCACGAUCGUGGUACUCGUAUCUCAUUAGAUCUUUUUGAUCAGAGCUUCAGUAUUGCAAGCCUACGUGAUGGAAAAAACCGUAAAUUUUUCACUCAACAUUCAAUCAACUCGCAAAAUUUACUACAAGUUUAAAGUGAGGGUGUUGCUAUAAAAAUGCGCGAUGGAAAAACGUUAUCAAGUGCUCAAUUCUUUUUUUUCGAGGGUGAAGAGUAAGGACAAGAAAAAUGACCAACCUUGACCCUUGACGCGCGCGUAAAAAAUACACGA